AUGGAGGCACUAGACGAGAUACAAUGGAAAUCACCUGAAUUCAUUCAGGAGAGAGGAUUAAACACAGCAAAUGUCUUGGAGUACUUUGCUCUCUCUCCCUUUUAUGACCGUACGUCAAACAAUCAAGUGUUGAUGAUGCAGUUUCAAUAUCAACAAAUUCAAAUCCCAGUACACGUAUCAUUCCACCAGUAUUUUCAAUCACGGUUGUCGGAAAUGACAGGAAUCGAGUUUGUCAUAGCUUUUGUCAAGGAGCCCGACUUUUGGAUUAUACGCAAACAGAAACGAUUAAAUCAACUGAGUGCAAUUACGCUACAGGACUAUUACAUCAUUGGUGCAAACAUAUACCAAGCACCAAAGGUGUACGACGUGUUGUCAUCAAGAUUACUUGCAACUGUCUUGUCGUUGAAGCUGUCAAUAGAUACAUUAAACAACAUGACAAGUUAUCAUAUUUCCGAUGGCGCUCAUUCAUUCAAUAACUCGAUCCAUGGCAACGCCAAGAAUACAAGUGUCAACACACCAGGUCAAGCGAAUGCAGAUCCUACCCCAAUCAGUAACUUAGAGACUCCGAUAGCGAUGACGGAUAGUCCCGCAAUUGAUGCCCCCACUAGCAGCAUAAUAUCAACCCCAACUCAAUCAACCUCUACAAUACCAACUUCAGCAUUUGAUACGCUAUUAACAGAAGUAAUCAACAAUUCUACAAAUAAAAAUUAUUUAGAAGACAUUCCAUUAUACGGAAAGGGAAGUACUUUAGAAUCACUAGGUAUGAAAUCUAAUCUUACAUAG
This is a messenger RNA of Lodderomyces margitis, 783 nucleotides long. Its product is annotated as mediator complex subunit. The transcript has a single exon. The record is from RefSeq and is a predicted model, not a curated record. NCBI's taxonomy places the organism in Eukaryota, Fungi, Ascomycota, Pichiomycetes, Serinales, Debaryomycetaceae. Gene Ontology annotation, molecular function: transcription coactivator activity. Gene Ontology annotation, cellular component: core mediator complex; mediator complex. Gene Ontology annotation, biological process: regulation of transcription by RNA polymerase II. Bases 1 to 783 code for a protein of 260 amino acids.